CUUUUCCUUUCUUUCUUCCACCUACUCCCUUCUUUGUUUGGAUUUCAGGUAGACUGAACAACUUUUUCGGCUUCCUCUGCUACGAGUUCGAGCUUCUGGCAUUCCUUCUGGUCUUGUUUUCCCUCUGCCAUUCAUCUCAGCUCUGCAUCUUUACUUGGCUAACCACGACUUUCUUCUCUCUGAAUAAAGUACAACUCUCUUUAUGACUGCGGAUUCUGCAACGAUGAAUUCUGCCUCUGGCCUUACACGCGCUGUGUCAACUGUCCGCAAGGAUCUCUCUGCGUGUCCUAGGAUGCUUUCACUUGUAUCUCAUCACCUUCGCACCAAGAAAAUGCUCCAUGAUCUUCGUUCGUCGCUGGAGACCCCUACUGCGACAGCUCGCGUCAUGGUGGAUUGUAUCGAUGGUCUGCGUACUGCCCUUCAGUGGGAGUCAAAGCAGAAUGGUUAUGGUUGCGGCAAGGGGAAGCCUUCGAAACACCAUGGCAUGCUCAAAGAGCGCGUGAUGGAACAUUGGUCUGUGGCAUGGAAGUGGUCGUCGUUCUUAGUGGAAGAAAUCAUCGCGAAGGAACCUCUCUCCGUGGAAGGUACCGAAUUCCAGCGUUGGACGCUCGAGGUUGUGGCAGAGUUUCUUAGACUUCUCGCAUUUGAGAUCCAAGGAUGUCCUCGUGAGUUCGAGGCCCUGAAAGCGCCUGGGUUUCUCUCUACUCUCGUCCAGCUUUGGUUCCAUGCACUGCGCCAUGGCGGCUCAUCUGCCGCACUUCGAGAUACGGCUUUCUCGUUGAUUUUAUUCGACUCAAUCAACUUCUCGACUAUGGACGGCUUCGUGGAAGUUAUUGAUCAAGUCAACGGAAUAAUGAAGGAUACACCCGACGCGGCGACAAUCUGUUGCACACACAUCUUCAAUAUCAUUCAGUGCAAUACAGUCAAUAUGCGUCUUCUUGACGGCCCUCUUGCAUUCGUGGCUUAUGCAAUGGAAUUUCAUGACUUACUUUCUUCCUUCAUCACCUGUCGUCUUCCAUCUCUCAUUGCUUCUGUCAUGGUACACUUAACAUCUUCCAAACUCUCCUAUGAUCUCGUCAACAUCGACGACGUAAAGUGGGACAGAUACACUCAGGAAAACAUGGUCGAGUUUGUGUAUCUUCGAUGCGCUCGAAUAUUGGGAAGCUGGUUCAUCAAAUACGGUCAUCCUUGUAUCAUCGAAGCUCUUCGAGGUCGCUUUCUACCGUCUCUCUUCAAAAACGCCUUGUUCUUCAAACGGCGAUCGAAUCCUUUUCAAUCUGACUUGCAGGGUAUCUGUUGUUGUCUUCUCGAGAUGAUCACACGAUAUAGCAUAUAUCCAACAAUAUCUCGCUUGGUGGUCAAAUCUUGUCGAUAUAUCAAGAAGCAUGAUCUUGGGCCACUAGUAGAAUCAACGGCACCGUUACUAUGGAACUCUUGGAGGUUAUUGGACGAUACGGCUAUGCAAAGAUAUACCCAAAUCCCGAGCUAUUUUUUCACGCAACGGGAGGUGUGUGGUAAUCCGCAAUGGAUAAAUCCGUAUAUUCGUCCUCGAGAUGUCAAGCGCUGCUCAGGAUGCCUUGUCGUACAUUACUGUUCACGAGACUGCCAGAGAGACGAUUGGACGGGACACCAGUUGACAUGCAAGCACCUCAUGUCAGACAGAAAAGCUGGAAGACCCGUGAAAAUAAAUACUUUGGAGCAUGAUUUCGCCGAGUCGAUGGUUAGUCUGGAUUUCUCCACUUUCCUCGUGGAGACAGAAGGAACGCGCGCCGAACUAGAAGAACAACACUUGACUGAGCCUGAGGAAAGGUACCCGAUGGUAGUGGAAGUUUUGUAUAAUGUUGCGCCACCGAGACUAGGGCGAAUCUAUCCAGGGGAAGACGUUGAUGUGGACUCGGAGAUUUAUCGAGCUCCGGAAGUGUGGAUGGCAUUAGAGAGAAGGAGGGGUAGAGGUAUUCUUCUGCGCGACGCUUCCGUCUGGCAAAAGGCUCCGAACCUCAGCAUGUUUACGGGUCUGUUGGAGUACACGUGCUGUCAGGGAAAUAGCGCCUCUAGCUCCGUCUGUCGUUCGUUCUUCGGAAGCCAUCAAAGCAAGUCAGGUUCUAUCCCUUAAUCUUGGCGGUUCCGGCUUGCUUUAAGCUUUCGGCUAGGGGCCUCCUUGAGGGGCCCAAACAUCGUGUCACCCGCAAUGUCCUUUCUCGCAUACCAACAACAGAUGCUUACCAAAAGCCGUCCACUACCGCUGUACGGUAUCAAAGGCCGGCAAUACUUCUCACCAGAAUGAAUUCCAGAACCA
This is a messenger RNA of Desarmillaria tabescens, 2296 nucleotides long. RefSeq lists its product as uncharacterized. The record is from RefSeq and is a predicted model, not a curated record. The transcript is spliced from 9 exons. Bases 203 to 2113 code for a protein of 636 amino acids. Lineage: Eukaryota; Fungi; Basidiomycota; Agaricomycetes; Agaricales; Physalacriaceae.